CUAUAGGGCCCAAACUCUUAAAGCAAUUAGUUAUUUCUGAGUCGAAUAAAGACAUACCAGGCAACUAUCAGAAUACCGAUAUAACCUGGAAGGUUCCCAAAGGGACAAUAGAAAUAAACCGAUAG
This is a messenger RNA of Ambispora leptoticha, 125 nucleotides long. The record is from the annotation of a GenBank genome assembly. NCBI's taxonomy places the organism in Eukaryota, Fungi, Glomeromycota, Glomeromycetes, Archaeosporales, Ambisporaceae.